Radiomyces spectabilis is the source of this 1434-nucleotide messenger RNA. RefSeq names its product SHQ1 protein-domain-containing protein. Bases 1 to 1434 code for a protein of 477 amino acids. Gene Ontology annotation, biological process: box H/ACA snoRNP assembly. Lineage: Eukaryota; Fungi; Mucoromycota; Mucoromycetes; Mucorales; Radiomycetaceae. The transcript is spliced from 9 exons. Gene Ontology annotation, cellular component: cytoplasm; nucleoplasm. The record is from RefSeq and is a predicted model, not a curated record.
AUGAUUACACCGUCAUUCAAAGUGGAUCAGGAUGACAAUUCCGUGACCAUUGUUAUCAAAACGCCUUACGUGAGAGCCCAAGAUGUCGAUCUGCAUGUUCAAGGGACUGAAUUCCGAUUUUUCUUACGACCUUACUUUUUGAGAUUGUAUUUACCGGGCAAUCUCGUGGAAGACGAUGAUUCCAAAGCCGUGUACGAUCCUUCGGCGGGCGAAUUCACCGUAAAGAUCUCGAAAGAAACCAAAGGCGAGCAUUUCCAGGAUCUUGAUCUGCUUACCAAACUCCUGGCACGUAAAGGCGAAUCCGUUUCCGCCGAAGCCAAAGGGAAGAAACCCUUGAUCGAAGUCGUCGGUGGGGAUGCUAUGGACACCGAACCUAUCAGCGAACUGAAAGACGCCGAGAAUUUCAAUUGGGAGUUGCCGCAAGAGUUACCACAAGAUGAACUGCUGGUGCAGUCUUCCUGCUACGGGUUCAAUAAUCAGUACAAUGGCUACUUUACACAUGUGGAAGAAACGCCCAAUGAAAUCAAUGAUAUUCCCGCGCCUGAAAAAUCCACCACGGAAUCCAGGCGACAAAUUCGCGUCGAGCAAGAAGAUCUCAAGUUCGAUGAGGAUUACUAUGCAAUGGACUAUGUGAAUGAUGAAGAAAUUCAACAUCUCAUCAAAUAUAAAACCAUCUGGUCCAAAGAACUACGCCGUAUUCAAAAGAACGCCAAAUCAGAAGACGCGAGUGCACCGAAAAAUGCUUUGAUUCAAGAGGUGCAGAGUGUACAAACCAACGGAACGACCGACCUCGAUCUUGCUUCACUAUCCAUCACAGAUACUGCUGGUUCUCUAGUAAAACUCGACGCCAAAGAUGAGAAAUUGAUGCGUAACCUACCCAACAAAGAAUACUUGUUAUCACAUCCAAAAACAACGUAUCUGGGAUUGGUUGAUAUACUGUUCGCCUACAGUUAUAAUCAUCGUACAUCAGAAGGCGAAAACACCGUCGAAUCAGUUUGGUGUAUCGGAAAAGUAAGCUCCAGUAUGGCAUGCUUAGAGCAAUUUUCGACUCUUAAGGAAACCGUCAUUGCAUGUUAUCGUCGUGCAUUAUCAUACCCCCUUUACCGCAAUUUUGAACUGUGCAACAAAGUACUUCAGGACGUCUACGUGCUAUUCCGCUUAGGAAAGCGAGCUAUCCUCAAAGCAUUACUGGAGAUUAAAGAUUUAUUCGAUCAUCAUGAUGUAUACUACAUUUACAGUAAAAUAUGGCUCGAUGAUUACUGCGUAUGGAUCCAGCACGCAAGCGACCAUGUAAUUCGUACCUUGGCCCAUGAAUUGCAUCACUUUACGUUGGGUAAAAAUGAUCUCGGAUGGGAUCUGGUCGAAUUGGAAGAGUUGGCCCGAGAGAUGAAGACGUUGGAAGAAUCCGAACAGAACGGUGAAACCACAGUAUAA